UAGGUUCUGAGAGCGAACUGAACAGGGUCGAGUACUUAGGGCGCAUGCGGAACCUUCUCUUAGCUCUCGCGAGGUUUCGUCUUCCCGGAAGCCCUGGAGGACCUUCCCGGUUAACUGCGUUAAGAUGUGUGGGGACUGUGUCGAGAAGGAAUAUCCCAAUCGGGGUAACAUCUGCCUCGAGAAUGGAUCUUUCUUGCUGAACUUUACAGGCUGUGCGGUGUGCGGGAAGCGGGAUUUUAUGCUGAUCACAAACAAGUCUCUGAAAGAGGAAGAUGGAGAAGAAAUAGUUACCUAUGAUCAUCUGUGUAAGAAUUGUCAUCAUGUAGUUGCCAGGCAUGAAUAUACGUUCAGUAUCAUGGAUGAAUUUCAGGAGUACACCAUGCUGUGUUUGUUAUGUGGCAAAGCUGAAGAUACUAUCAGCAUUCUCCCUGAUGACCCCCGGCAGAUGACCCUGCUAUUCUGACCACCCUCUGCAGUUCUGUUGUAACUCUGUUGUGUUGGUUUACAAUACAGCAAGCCUGAUGGCUUCUCUUCUUAGUUUGUAAUGGAAAUUAUUUGCAUAUUUUUUUUCUGUCUGUAUUUACCUAUUCUUCUAAAGAAAAGAAGUGAUUUAGGGGAUUGCUGUUCUCCAGAGCGGAGAGUUCUAAGUUCCUAGUUCACAUCAGUGCAGCCAGAGUGGGAGUACACUUAGUGCCCAGAUCUCGGUCCCAGUAAAAGGAACCAAGGGUUCCUUGGAGCAAUGACUUAUUCUAGGACGGGGGCUGUAAAUGUACAAGACGGACUUGUACAAGAUGGAGCAUCUUGCACCACAGGAAAAGGAAGUGCUUAGAAAAACCGCAAUGAUGGGGCAUGUCAGAAGGACAGAAGAGCCACCUGGAGGAGCUCCCAGUGACCACAGCUGGGACAAUCUGAAUAAAAAAUUAAAUAGCAUUGGAUUAUAACCCGAACUAUGAAAUAAAUAUUCAUGAGUCCAUAUGGAUAUAAACAAAUGAUUGAAUAAAUACAUACAUAAAAUAGAAUAGGCAAAUCUCCCAUACAGAAGAUUUUCAAAUAACAUGCAGAUAUUCCCCAUUCCUUAACUGUGGGUUGUGUGUCGUGACUUCCUUCCAGAGUAUAGUAUAGAAAGUGGGGACAGACCCUGGCCAAGAGCAAGAUUAGCAUCAAAGGGCAUAAGUGAUGUAAUAGCAUGUGUCCUUGAUGUGUUGUGAUGAGAAUGGCACUUUACCUUGGUGCCAUUCUUCCCCAAAACCCGUCACCCCAGUCUAAUCAUGAGAAAUAGAUGAUACAGAUCCCGUCCAGUUAAGGGGCAUUCACAAAGUACCUGACUGGAGCUCCGGAGAACCAUCACGUUGCCCAAGACAAGGAAUUCUGAGCACGCUCACAGCCA
Molecule: messenger RNA, 1387 nt
Organism: Phyllostomus discolor (pale spear-nosed bat)
Lineage: Eukaryota; Metazoa; Chordata; Mammalia; Chiroptera; Phyllostomidae
Gene: CHURC1
Product: churchill domain containing 1
Exons: 4
Coding region: 125-463 (112 amino acids)
Biological process (GO): positive regulation of DNA-templated transcription; multicellular organism development; fibroblast growth factor receptor signaling pathway
Molecular function (GO): zinc ion binding
Source: RefSeq, a predicted model, not a curated record